AAAUUAACUAUGCUUGAGACUAUGUUUGCCAGGUCAUCAUUGUUUAAACGAAUAAUCAAAUUGACCAAAGAACUUGUAAAUGAUGUAAAUUUUCGAUUUACAGAAUCAGGCAAGGUAUUAAAUCGAGCAAGUGAUAAUGAUACUUUAAUCCUGAAACUUAAAGAAAAUACUACUGAUAGGUUAUAUGUAAUAUUUAUAAAUCCUGACAAUGGUAAAGAGACCAAAUAUGAGAUCGGGUUACUUGAUAUCGACCAGGAGCAAAUUGAUAUACCAGCAGUUGUAUACAAUAUAUUUAUUGAAAUAGCAUUCAGUGAGUUUAAAAGAAUAUACCAAGAUCAAACAAUCGCAGGAAAUCACCUAACCAUAACUACUAAUCAAGAAACAGGGAUUGUAAAUUUAAAUACGAAGGAUGAUAUUAACAUCGG
Messenger RNA from Racocetra persica, 425 nucleotides. Lineage: Eukaryota; Fungi; Glomeromycota; Glomeromycetes; Diversisporales; Gigasporaceae. The record is from the annotation of a GenBank genome assembly.